AUGAAUAAUAAUAAUAAUAAUAAUAAAAGUUUAUUAUUAACAUAUAUAUUUUCAUUAAUUGGUGGUCUUUAUGGUUUACAUCAUCUUUAUUUGGGCCGUACUCAACAUGCUGUAUUAUGGGUGACAACAUUCGGCGGCUUUGGUAUUGGUUAUAUUUAUGAAUUAUUAUUUUUAAUAAAAACUUAUGUUUAUGAAGCCAAUAAUCAUUGCUUAAUAAUCAAUGAAUAUAGAUUAAAAAUGAGAGCAAAAAAAUCACCUAGUUUUGAAAUUUCAAGAUUAUGUGGUAUACAAAUAACGGGUACACUUGGGCCACGACAAUGUUCAUUUAUUUGGCCAUUAUUAGGUGCAAUAUGUGGUAUGCCUUUUUUAAUAUGGCAUAUUAAUUCAGCACCAUCAUUUAAUAUCGCAGCAUUUUUUUCUUGUUGCAUUUUUGAAUCAAAAAUUCAAUGGAAUAGAGAAUAUUUUUUAAAUGUAUUAAUAACAAAAUCAGCUGAACAACAAUUAUUAAUUUCAUCAAAACAAAUAAAACGAAAACGAUGUCAUAUUGUUAAACGUUGUCUUAUAUUUGGACUUGGUGUAAUGAUUUUUAGUGUAAUAUUUACAUCAGCUAUUUAUCAAAAUUUACAAGUUGAUGUAAAAGGUCAACGUGUUAAACUAAAAGAUGUUUUAAAUGAUUUUUUUAAAUCACAAGAAUUUACAAUAAUGCGUGAAAACUUAUCUAUUAUUAUAAGAAGAUUAUGGGCGUUAUAUUUGCAUUAUGGUUUUAAAGGAUUAUGGAUGAUAUUUGGUUUUGAAAAAACUGAAAAACAAGCAUUUGAGGUAGACAAUGUUGCUUCUCAAAAAGAUAUCGAAUCUCAAUGUCGAACUUUAUCACGUAAAUGGCAUCCAGAUAGAUAUCGAAAUUAUGAACAAAAACAAAAGGCUCAAGUUACAUUUAUGAAUAUACAGCAAGCAUGUGAUCGUUUAUCUAAUGAACGUAAACGACGUCAGUUAAUCAAAACACAAAAAUAG
This is a messenger RNA of Rotaria sp. Silwood2, 1011 nucleotides long. Lineage: Eukaryota; Metazoa; Rotifera; Eurotatoria; Philodinida; Philodinidae. The record is from the annotation of a GenBank genome assembly.